Molecule: messenger RNA, 4140 nt
Organism: Penicillium daleae
Lineage: Eukaryota; Fungi; Ascomycota; Eurotiomycetes; Eurotiales; Aspergillaceae
Exons: 4
Coding region: 1-4140 (1379 amino acids)
Cellular component (GO): membrane
Source: RefSeq, a predicted model, not a curated record
AUGGCGACAGCCGCGAUGCGCGAAUCGGCCGAUCCGGCGAAUGGCCAACCAACCCCACGGCCGGUAAAGGGAGCUCGCAGAGCUUCGGAGAGUCGCAGGCAUAGCACAACUGUCCCAAGUGUGACCAGCUAUGACGAAGAAACAGAUUAUGCUCCAUUUGCGGCAGAGGGUUCCUAUCCACAAUCGGCGCCCAAAGCUUCGUCAGGGCCCAGGGGAUCAGGAGCGCCAAGUCGGUCAUUUUCAGCCAGAGCAGCCGCCAAUCUUAACUACACUACGCGCAAGCCUGCGCCAGUGGCUCCUCCAGGGCUGAAUGAAGAAUCCACUACUCCACGAGGCCUUCCCCCUGCCGAGUAUCUUCAGGGCACCAAUGCAGCCAUCUCAAGGAGUGAAGAGGCGCAGCCUCCUCCGGAGGUUCCUGCUGCUCCGAGUUUGCCCUCUCCACCAACUAGAUCGAACACUAUGCGCUCGACGAGUGGGACGAGUACCAAGCGGGAUUGGGCCUCGGACCGCUCGCCAUUACAGAAGCUCGAAGUGACUCUCAACGGAAUCAGCAAAGAGGAGAAGCGAGCCCGCGUACAAGAAGCUGAGAUGCGACUACGGGAACGCCUUGCUCGACAGAAGAUUGAAAAGGAGAAGGCCGAAGCUGCUGCUGCGGCGGCGGCGGUUAGCACUGCGAGUGCCCCUCGGCCUAAUUCGAAGCAGAGCGCGUACUCGGAAGAUCGUGGGACUCCUGCUUCCACCAGAAGAUCUAUACAGAGGGAAGAGCUUGCUCGGGCUGCACCACCUGUGGCUCGACCACCGGGAGGCACCGCUGUCCGCCACAACAGAGCGGUCUCAAUGAACGCCCAGUACCCGGCAAUCCGUCAACCCGAAGAUGCGCAAUAUGCCGGCGCUGAAAAUGUCAAACCCUCGCCAGUAAAGAUGGGUAGUGUUCCCCGAAGAUCAGUUACAGUGCGCGAACACGGCGCAAGGGAAGGACCGAUCGAGAGACCUAUGCACACUCGCUCAGUAUCUCAGCAAGGGCCUCCGAAGACGAUGCAGCCUGUUGUUGCUGUCUCUAGCGCGGAGAGAAUCGAGACCUCUUCUACGGCGAAGUCUCUAUCUGGUGCGUCGCUGCCGAGGUCAAAACCAAGACAAACAGUGUCGUUCGAUGUACCCCCACCGACGCCUCCGCCCAUUUUUGAAUGGAGAGAUGCUCCUAUUGCUCGACUUGGAGCCGCCGACUUUGACUUCCAACAUCUGGAUAUUGAUCGAAGCAAAGCAUGGUGGGAAGGUGGCACCUCAGCCGAUCGCAGGAAGAGCAGGGCCCUCCCCCAAGAACUAUCAAACUGCGGCCCAGAAAGAGUCACCGAGCACAAGAACUUCCAGCCCAAGUUAUUCUUAAGAUGCGGACCUCUCCUUCGAUACACUGGCAUGAAGAAAGAAAAUAUCGAUGGAACCCAUGGGCCCGUCGAAAAGGAAUUCUGGAGAGGCUCUAUCAUGAUAGUUACGAAAGAUUCCCGCUCUUCUUACGACGUCCCGCCCACCCUGAGACUUUUCUCUCAGCCAAUGGAUCUCUUACCUCCUCCACCAGCAGAGGUUAGUGGUGAGAACGGAGCUUUGGCACCUGAAUAUGUCGACCCUACAGCCGGUCUUAUGAAGGUUGGCCGAGAUGGACGUCCACUUUAUGUCAAGCCAGUGGACCACCUGGAGGAAGAGGUCGAUCUGUCUGCCGUGGAAACUGAUGACGGAAUCUAUGAGCUAUCUCCUAGCAUGAUUGAUUAUAGCGCUGAGGGAUCCAAGCAACCAAUUCCCUCGAACAGGAUUCACCCCGUUGAUGGCGAGACUGCAGGGCUGCACCGAGACAUUACUGGAGUGCGCUUGUACGCCGAUGCUGCCAGAGAUGUGACAUUCUGGAGAUUCAAUCUCGAGAUCGAGCUCAGUGCAACGCAACAGCGAAUUGCAUACCGCAUCAAUCAAGGCCCCGCCCUGGGCUUCUGGGUCCCAGCUAUGAGCAAGCCUAUGAAUAUUAUGUUCCAUAGCGGCAACGGCUUCGGCCCUAACGUCGAUUCCAACCCUCUGUGCGGACCCGAUCCACUUUGGCGAGACAUUCUGAAUGAACAUCAGACCCAGCCAUUCCAUGUGAUGAUUGGAGGAGGUGACCAGAUAUUCAAUGACGGUGUUAUCACAGACCUUGCUAUGUUCCAGGAAUGGAUCAAGAUCAAGAAUGCCGCAGAUCGGUACGGUGCACCACUCACUCCCGAGUUCCGCGCAGAACUCGAGAAGUUCUACCUCGAGCGCUACGCUUCAUGGUUCUCACAGGGGCUUUUCUCCCUGGCUAACUCCCAGAUCCCAAUGGUGAACAUUUGGAACGAUCAUGAAAUCUUUGAAGGGUUCGGAUCCUACAAUGAAGAGUUCAUGCAAAGUGCUGUUAUCUCCGGCCUGGGCAAGAUCGCGUUCAAGUAUUACCUCUUGUUCCAACACCACAGCGUGCCCGAUGAAACAGAAGUGGACGAGUCUAGCUGGCUCCUUGGUGCCAGACCAGGCCCGUACAUUGAGCAAAGAAGCCGAAAUUUGUUCAUGUCACUGGGCAGCGAUGUGGCCUUCUUGGGCCUGGACUGCCGAACUGAACGACAGAGCAACGAGGUCCUCAGCCCAGAAACCUCUGAGCUGAUCUGGGAUAGAUGCCAUCGUGAAAUCGUCAAAGGAAAGACGAAGCAUCUGAUAGUCCUUUCUAGCAUACCCAUUGCCUAUCCUCGCGUGGUACGUAGCCGGCUGGACCCAUCUCCCCACUCAAAGCUGACUCGGACACCUCAAAAGGCCAUGCUCAAGAACUACAUGAAUAGCCGCAAGUCCCUCGGCAAAGCUGGCAUGAUCGGUGGUCUUGUUAACCGCUCUGGUGGUAACGUUGAAGUGUUUGAUGACCAUUGGGCUGGAAAGCACCUCAAGUCUGAACGCACGUGGCUAGUUGAGGACCUGCAAGAUCUUGCCGCGGAAAAAUCUGUCCGCGUCACAAUUCUCAGCGGUGAUGUUCAUCUGGCCGCCAUUGGGCAAUUCUAUUCCAAUCCCAAGUUGGAUAUCGCCAAAGAUCGAGAUUACCGAUACAUGCCGAAUGUGAUCUCCUCUGCUAUUGCCAACAUGCCCGAGACCGAGAUCAUCUCGGACAUGCUUAACAAGCGCAACACAGUCCACCAUAUUGACUCGAAUACGGACGAAGAUGUCAUCCCCAUUUUCACACAAGAUGUCGAUGGCAAGCCCCGGAACAAUAAACGUCUCCUCCCCCGGCGCAAUUGGUGCUCUAUCCGGGAAUACCGUCCCGGCUCUACACCCCCUGGCACUCCCGAAUCCGAAAUGACACCAACUCCCGAGCCCCGUCCCGGCAAACUUCAGCGAACCUUGUCGCUGGGACGUGGAGACAAGGGACCUGGCAGUAAACCCGGAGGCCUUUUGCGACGACUUUCAACCCGACGUGGACCUCCAACCCGAACCAUGAGUAUCGGACGCGAGGCAGGUGUAUCUGCUCGACGAGCCAGCGUCGACGCCCCUUUCCCUCGACCCCACGAAAGCGCAGACAGCUACUUCCCUAAGGACCCGCAGGAGCCUCCUCGACCGGGACAAUUCCACCGCCGACCAACCAACCUCAGCCUAAAGGCAGGUAAGAAAGCAGCAAAACAACAGGGCGACGACGGGGCUGGUGCUCUCGUGGAUCUCGAAGGAGGCCUAGCCAUCACUCUGAACCUGGAGAUUAGCCCGCACGACCCCGCCGGCAUCACCGUACCCUACAAGCUCCUCGUGCCGGUACUCCGCUACGACGGGACAGCAUUCGACCCCGAGCCCACACCCGUGGUCAAGGGCUGGCGCAAGUGGCUACGCAUGCCGCGCCGGAAGAAGAACGAGGAGGAUCCUCACGGCGCUGAAUACGACGACGAGGAUGCUGAUGAUUACGAAGACCAUGACACUAUCAAUAAUACCCGCGCGAAUGCCGCUGCAACACACCCGCACUAUGAUGAAUACCCAGGAAGCGAGGAGGAUGAAGAAGAUGCAUCCGUGCCGCAACGAGUGCCUCCCCAGCCAAAGGCUGAUGAGGCUUUUGAAGAUGAUGAGGACUAUGAGGAUGAGGAGCCUAGUCGGAGACGGAAGAAGUGGUUUGGAUUGGUGUGA